AUAUUGAACGACAAGGUUAAUAAAUAAGUUAAGUUAAGUUAAGGAAGUAGUACAAUCUUAAUUAAUAAUAGUUCAUAUAUAUUAUUAAUAUAUAUACAUAGAGUUAUACAUAUAAUCAUUUUUAUUCAAACUUAUUUAACAGUAUAAAAUGGCAUCCUUCAGAUUUUGUGCUGAAUGCAAUAACAUGUUGUACCCCAAAGAAGAUAAAGAUGGACAAAGAUUACUAUAUGCUUGUCGUAAUUGUGGUUAUACUGAAUUAGCUGAAAAUCCUAAAGUUUAUAGACAUGAAUUAAUUACUAAUAUUGGAGAAACUGCAGGUGUAGUACAAGAUAUUGGUAGUGAUCCAACUUUACCUCGUUCAAAUAAAGAAUGUCCUAAAUGUGCUAAUAAAGAUUGUGUAUUCUUUCAAUCUCAACAAAGAAGGAAAGAUACUUCUAUGUUGUUAUUUUAUGUUUGUCUAAACUGUAAAAAUGUAUUCCAAGGGUGAUUCAUUAAUUAAUUAAUUAUUUAUUCAUUGUCAUCGAAGUGAUAUAUCAUAUAUCUAUCCCACUUUUAGUUAAUUAACUACUUGCAUUAAGGUGAUCUUUUCCAUCUCCAUAGAGUAUAAAGCCAUUCAAUUAUUUAUAUUCAUUACCUUCCCAUAUAUCAAAAGGUAAAUCAAUAUGAAUACUGUUGUAUUAUAGUGUAAUUCAUUUCUUCGUUAUCUUUAGGUUCUUUAAAGUUAUUAUAUAAAAGUUAAUAAAUAUCGUCUUUUUACAAAUCUUUUAAGCAAACUUUCAAUAAUAAAAAAAAAUAUUUAUAUUAAUAAGAAU
This is a messenger RNA of Scheffersomyces amazonensis, 812 nucleotides long. RefSeq names its product DNA-directed RNA polymerase II core subunit. Gene Ontology annotation, cellular component: RNA polymerase II, core complex. Gene Ontology annotation, molecular function: nucleic acid binding; DNA-directed RNA polymerase activity; zinc ion binding. The transcript has a single exon. Lineage: Eukaryota; Fungi; Ascomycota; Pichiomycetes; Serinales; Debaryomycetaceae. Gene Ontology annotation, biological process: DNA-templated transcription; maintenance of transcriptional fidelity during transcription elongation by RNA polymerase II; transcription initiation at RNA polymerase II promoter. The record is from RefSeq and is a predicted model, not a curated record. The coding region runs from base 149 to 487 and encodes 112 amino acids.